Electrophorus electricus (electric eel) is the source of this 5489-nucleotide messenger RNA. RefSeq names its product latent transforming growth factor beta binding protein 3 (gene ltbp3). The record is from RefSeq and is a predicted model, not a curated record. Gene Ontology annotation, molecular function: calcium ion binding. NCBI's taxonomy places the organism in Eukaryota, Metazoa, Chordata, Actinopteri, Gymnotiformes, Gymnotidae.
UCCUCCUCCCAACGUUCCCAAACUCAGAUACGCACACACGAGCGAUCCGGGCAGCGGCGCAAAGAGGGGAAAAUUCAGCUCAGAAAAGGCGGCCGACGCCGAGAUUUCCUCCCACUACGUAGCUGUUUUGGUCUUUUAAGAUGUCCCACUCUGCGUUGCUCCCGCUGCUAUCCUGUUUAUGUAAUGGAGCAAACGCUUUAUUUUCUAUAUAAACGAGGAAAGGAAAUAACACUUACGGAACUUUGCGCACUUUCUUCACUAGACUGGGCUUCUGGCAAAGCAAGUCUACUUUGACGUGUUUUUUUUUUUUCUUUUUGUUUUUUCCCCUCGACGUUUCAGUGAGGUGUACCCGGCGCUUGCGCCGCUUUGAACGGGAGUCUGCCCUCGUGAGCGCCCGGUUCUGUGCUCGCGCAGCGGCGAAGGAUGCCAGCAUGCCCUCGCGGAUACUCCCCCAUGUGCUGCUCCUCUGGCUUGCGCUGCAGCGGCUGGCGCUGUGCACGGAGCGCGCGUCCACCCGGGAGCGCUUCAAAGUGGUCAUCGCUCCGCUCAUCUGCAAACGGACGUGUGUCAACGGGCAGUGCCAGGACACCUGCGAGCACGGCAACAACACGACGCUGAUCGGCGAGAACGGACGCUCCGCGGACACGCUCACCGGCCACGGCUUCAGAGUCGUGGUGUGUCCUCUCACCUGUGUAAAUGGGGGUGUGUGUAAUAACCGGACACACUGCCUGUGUCCACCGGGUUUCACCGGCCGUCUCUGCCAGUUCCCACUCCGCACUCAGGCCUCCCGCGGCAACAAGCAGCCUGUCUACAUCGUGCCUGUGGCGCCAGACGGGCCAGUUCUGUCUGAGUCGGGUGGUGCAGCUGGGCGUCAGCAGCUCACCCAGACACACUCAGUAUUCACACUGCCACUGACACCAGGGGGCGGACACCACUCUUCCGAAGUGCAGGUCAAUGUUCGUGUCCACCACACACCAGACACCUCUGUUGUCAUUCAUUCUCUUGACCAGUCAGAGAACAAGCCUCCCAAGACCCGCCUUCCUCCACAGAUACACAAGCCAAGGGGGAGGUGCUUUCAGGAGACCACACCCAAGCAAGCUUGUAGCAGCAACCCUCUCCCUGGGUUGACCAAUCAGGAGGACUGCUGUGGCAGUGUGGGUAAUUCUUGGGGCCAAAACAAAUGUUACAAAUGCCCCAAGCUGCCAUAUGCUGGGAAGCUGCAGACGAUAAUAGAGGAAUUUGGCUCCACGUGCCCUCAAGGUUAUAAAAGACUAAACAGAAGCCACUGCCAAGAUAUUAACGAGUGCAUGAUGCAGGGUGUUUGUCAGAAUGGUGAUUGUUUGAACACUCGGGGAAGCUUCCUUUGCACCUGCAAACAAGGAUACCUGUUGGACCGAACACGCUGCAUAGCGUCGCAGGUGGAGCAGGGCCCGUGUUACCUGAUUGUGACGGAGUCUGGCCGUUGUGAGCGCGCCCUCGCCACCAACCUGUCGCGCGAGAUCUGCUGCUGCACCGUGGGCAAGGCUUGGGGCAGAUCCUGCGAGAAGUGCCCGCAGGAUGGUACUGCCUCCUUCAGUAAGAUCUGUCCUGCAGGGAAGGGAAUGUCAUAUCUGCACUAUCGUGGCACUGUGUCCAUCCAACCUUUCCAGCCAAGUAUAGAGCAGAGCCCUGUCUUACCUAAAUCUGAACAGGAGAUCCGUCCCCCGGAAGGGCCUUUCCAGGUGACCACACCCAUGCAGCCGACACCAAUCAGUACGCAUGGUCCCCGCGUACCAGUUCUUGUUGCUAGGCCUACGACACACCCAAUAAUCCAUGUGCACCCAGGCAGUGAUCCUCUGGAGGCCCACACGCAGGUCUCGCAAAUGGAUGACUGCACAGUAAACCGAAACAUCUGUGGUCAUGGGGAGUGUAUAAACACACAGAAUGGCUUCAUCUGCCACUGUAAGGCCGGCUACCGCCCUCACGCCAAGCUAAAGAGCUGUGUAGACGAAAACGAGUGUGAGAGGGAGCCAUGUGGUCAGGGCAGGGGCACAUGCAUCAACACUGUCGGCUCCUACCGGUGCAACUGUCACCCUGGCAACAAGCUGGUGAUGUAUCAAGGGAAACGUCGCUGCGUGGACAUGAACGAGUGCUCCCAUCCGGACAUCUGCGGCAUGGGUGGUCACUGCAUCAACCUGCCUGGCACUUAUAAGUGUGAGUGCCUGACUGGCUUCAGGAGCAAGUCCCGCCGCCAGCCUGUGUGUGAGGAUAUUGAUGAGUGUUUGGACCCUAGUGUAUGUCCUGAUGGUCAAUGUGAGAAUACAAUUGGAUCAUAUGAGUGUAUAUGUCAGCCUGGAUACCAGGCACAAAGAGGAGUGUGUUAUGACGUGGACGAAUGCCAGAAGAGAGGAGUGUGUGUGAACGGUCGCUGUGAGAACUUGCCUGGGACGUACCGGUGUGUGUGUAAUGAGGGCUUCCGGCCUGAGGCUGACAGCAAGAUUUGCCGAGACAUUAAUGAGUGCCAGGACAACCGCCUGUGUGCUAACGGCCACUGCAUUAACACAGAGGGCUCGUUCCAGUGCCAGUGUUACCCAGGAUACCAGCCCACCCAGGAGGGCAGCCACUGUGAGGAUAUUAACGAGUGUGAGCGCAUUUCCAUCUGCCAGAGGGGGCGCUGCAUCAACACCAUGGGGUCCUACCGCUGCGAGUGCCAGGAAGGAUACAGGCUAGUCAACGGACGCAGAUGCCAAGACAAAGAUGAGUGUGAGGAGGACAGGACACUAUGCCAGCCUAAUGGAGUGUGUGAGAACAGGCAGGGGGGUUAUGUUUGUGUGUGCAAUGAGGGCUUCAUUCUAUCCGAGGACAAGCACAGCUGUGAGGAGGUGGAGCUGGAUCUGAACAAUAAGAAGGAGUGUUACCUGAACCUGGAUGACACGGUGUUCUGCGACAGCGUGCUGGCCACCAACGUCACCAAGCAGGAAUGCUGCUGCUCUGUGGGCGUGGGCUGGGGCGACCACUGCGAGAUCUACCCCUGCCCCGUCUACCACUCCGCGGAGUACCACUCCCUGUGUCCAGUGGGAAGAGGCUUUUACCAUGAGGAGGGCCCGACAGAGUAUGGCUUACCAGUACACAGAGAUAUAGAUGAGUGUGUGUUAUUCGCUAAUGAGAUCUGCAAGGAGGGCAGAUGCAUGAACACACAGCCAGGAUUUGAAUGUUACUGCCAGCAGGGCUUCUACUAUGACAGCAACCUCCUUGAGUGUAUAGAUGUGGAUGAGUGUCAUGAUGAAUCUCUCUGCACCAAUGGUCACUGUGUCAACACACGUGGAUCCUUCUACUGCAUCUGCAACGCACCCUGGACGCCAGAUGCCACUAACAACAAGUGUAUCUUCUCCGCAGUCACAGGUAUAAAUGAAUGCCAGAAUCCAUCUAACUGUAAAAAUGGACACUGUGUAGACACACAGGACUCCUACUAUUGUAUCUGCACGCCCCCCUGGACCCUGGCCACCGACCGCAACAGCUGUGUCACACCAGAGGAACAGGCCGUAAUGUCUGUGGUGACCCUUUCAGAUGUGAAUGAGUGUCUGGACCCGUCGUACUGCAGGAACGGGCGGUGUGUCAACACUCCCGGCUCCUUCCACUGCAUCUGCACUCAGCCGCUCACCUUCAGCGCGGCCCUCAAGCAGUGCGUCUACGACGACCGCACGGCAGCCCACAAGGAUGUGUGCUUUCAGGAGGUGGACGAGGACCUGAUGUGCAGUAUGCCACGUAACGGGCUAACGGUCACGUACUCCGAGUGCUGUUGCCACUACGGCCGCGGCUGGGGGCCCGAGUGUCGCACCUGCCCACAGAGGAACUCAGUCAUCUUUAACAGGCUAUGUGAGAUGCACCUGGAGACGGAGUCAGAUGGAGACGGAGACUUUUUAGUCGCUUUCUCCAAUUACAACCCAGAGCGUGAUAGUUCAGAGGAAGACUCGGAUGAGUGUAGCUGUGCUAAUGGCCGAUGUGUACGUUCAUACCUUGGUACCAUGUGUGAGUGUAACCCUGGCUUCAGACUGGACCAUUCACGAACGCGCUGUAUAGAUAUAGACGAGUGUGAACGGGGCAUGCGUGUGAACGCCUGUAAGAAUGCACGGUGUGUGAACACGAUGGGCUCCUACAAGUGCAACUGCAAACACGGCUUUGUCCCCACACGCAGACCCAACACGUGUGUGCCUGCACGGGCGUCGUAACACACACACACACACACGCACAGACCCAACACGUGUGCCUACAUGGGUGUUAGAACACACACAAACACAGACACAUACACAUGCGCACAAACACACCUCAUAAAAAUGGACGCAGAGCACUUAGACACACAAACAGUGGGUAGGCAUUCAUAUAUACACACACAGACACACACACUUCUCAUCUACUCUCCUAUAAUUUUCUGUGGUUGAUUAGUUUCUUGUCUUUUUCUAUUCUGAGCUUUCAGUUGAAAUACCACAAACUGUUUAUUGUGUUUAUAGUGACUGUUGUUAUUUUUAUGGAUGUGGGAAAAUCUAAUGUCUUUUAGUAAUGAGUCUCAUUCAUUGGGAUAUGUAGGGUACUAGUUGGGUACAAGUACUGAACAACUGAAAUAUUUUCAAACUUCUUAAUUUUCUUAAGAUGCCAUGAAAAUGACGCUCCAUAUAAUGUUUUGCUGAAAGCCUUAGCUCACUUUAUAACUGGGAGAGAAAGCAAUGUCUUUGUUGUUGUUGUUGUUGUUGUUUCAACACUGACAUUUUAUUUUACUUUUGAAACGUAUAUAUAUGCUUUGACCUGAGCGCGGGUCCAGAGUUGUGUGCUAUCCAUGGUUGUACUGCUCUCUAUCGGAGAGCUCUGUGCACAAAAUGUUUGCUACUUGUGGCCUAUCUUGGAGUCUCAUUUACAAGUAUGUUUAGAGCAUGGAGAUUGUGUGAAGUCAGCCGGCAAUUCAGUGAUUGGGUGAGAGCUCCAUCAUGCUACUGAACUGGAAAGCACAGACCGUUAUAAUGUGUGCCAAAUGUCCCAAAGGAUCAUGCUUUCGAGCAGUUUCCCUUGGGUAACAUUUAUCACCUAACCUCCCGAUGUGAUUAGUGAGAGGGCAGGUUCUGCGGUAAAAGAAAAAAAAAAUCCUUCUUGUCUGUCAUCAUAAAGUUCUUGUAAAUAUUUAUUCAUUUUUGGACUCUAGAGACGUGGGACAAACACUUAAAGCAUUCUUUCACAUCUAACACGCCUAUGUCCGAUUCGCCCACACGUAGGAUUUUGUAACUGCCUGAAUGUUUGCUGUGUUGAGGAGGUUGCAGUCUGAAAGUAGCUUUGGUACAAAGCAGACACAUGACUACACCCAAGAGGUCAAGUCAGGGGGCCUUUAGAAGACGUAUGGAUAGAUAUGCAAAUAAGAACACUUCUGUGGACCUCCCCUCAACGAUGGUUGGCCAGUACCGGACAGAGACUCAUUUCUACCAAAGAAUAGAACAAUAAAUCUGAGAUGAAAUCCAACCAACAAA